Molecule: messenger RNA, 1534 nt
Organism: Ochotona curzoniae (black-lipped pika)
Lineage: Eukaryota; Metazoa; Chordata; Mammalia; Lagomorpha; Ochotonidae
Gene: SH3GLB2
Product: SH3 domain containing GRB2 like, endophilin B2
Exons: 11
Coding region: 73-1275 (400 amino acids)
Biological process (GO): membrane organization
Cellular component (GO): membrane; cytoplasm
Molecular function (GO): protein binding
Source: RefSeq, a predicted model, not a curated record
CCGGCAGCAGGUGGGCGGGGUGCGGGCGGCGGCGGCGGGGCCCGGGGCUGCCGGUUGCGCUCGGGCCGCGCCAUGGACUUCAACAUGAAGAAGCUGGCUUCGGACGCCGGCAUCUUCUUCACGCGGGCCGUGCAGUUCACGGAGGAGAAGUUCGGCCAGGCUGAGAAGACGGAGCUGGAUGCCCACUUUGAGAACCUCCUGGCCCGGGCAGACAGCACCAAAAGCUGGACAGAGAAGAUUCUGCGGCAGACGGAGGUGCUGCUACAGCCCAACCCCAGUGCACGUGUGGAGGAGUUCCUGUAUGAGAAGCUGGACAGGAAGGUCCCCUCGCGGGUCACCAAUGGGGAGCUGCUGGCUCAGUACAUGGCAGAAGCGGCUGGCGAGCUGGGGCCCACCACCCCCUAUGGGAAGACGCUGCUCAAGGUGUCCGAGGCCGAGAAGCGCCUGGGAGCGGCUGAGAGGGACUUCAUCCACACAGCCUCGCUCAGCUUCCUCACGCCGCUGCGCAACUUCCUGGAGGGGGACUGGAGGACCAUCUCGAAGGAGAGGCGGCUUCUACAGAACCGACGUCUGGACCUGGAUGCCUGCAAGGCCCGGCUGAAGAAGGCCAAGGCUGCCGAAGCCAAAGCCACGUGUGAGGGAGAUACGGUGCCUGACUUUCAGGAGACUAGACCUCGUAAUUACAUUCUCUCGGCCAGCGCCUCCGCGCUCUGGAAUGAUGAGGUAGACAAGGCUGAGCAGGAGCUCCGAGUGGCCCAGACCGAGUUUGACCGGCAGGCAGAAGUGACCCGUCUGCUGCUGGAGGGAAUUAGCAGCACCCACGUAAACCACCUCCGCUGCCUGCAUGAGUUUGUCAAGUCGCAGACAACCUACUACGCACAGUGCUACCGCCACAUGCUGGACCUGCAGAAGCAGCUGGGCAGCUCAUCACGGUCUACAGUCUGCCUGGCAUGGACCCUGACUGGCUCAUCGGUGAAAGAGGCAACAAGAAGGGCAAGGUCCCUGUCACCUACUUGGAACUGCUCAGCUAAGCACCCCCUCCUGGCCUGGGCAGGAGAGCACACGGAGCAGCCCAGCCACCCAGGCCCCUGGUCAUCUUGCACAGAGGGAACCGGAGGCUCUUCUGCCAGUCCUGCUUCUGACCCGUGGUUUUGGAGCUCGGACCCUGCCUGUACCCCAACACCCCAACCCCCAGCUCCUGCUACGGAGGGAGGGGCCCUGGCACUCAGUGGAGCAGCUGUCAAGUACCUAGGAAAUUGGGGGAGGGAGGGGUGAGGACAUUCUUGUUUGCCAAACGCCGAGAAGGAAAGCAGCAAGGAUGGCAGUGCUCCCCAGGAAGGGACAGCCCCCAGGAGGGGACAGCCUGGCAGGAGACAGGCUGGGUCGGGCUGGAGCUGGCCUCUCCCCCACCUCACAGCGCACGCCAAGCUGGCGGCUGCAGCCUCAGCCUCUUCACUUUUUACCGGAUAUUUUUACUUCUGCCUGUCUGCUUGCUCUCAGCUGAUGGCAAAGAAUAAACCGUGCUCCGUGUGCA